Messenger RNA from Arvicola amphibius (Eurasian water vole), 1235 nucleotides. It is a transcript of the gene Znf346, whose product is annotated as zinc finger protein 346. The transcript has 7 exons. Gene Ontology annotation, molecular function: zinc ion binding; double-stranded RNA binding. Lineage: Eukaryota; Metazoa; Chordata; Mammalia; Rodentia; Cricetidae. The coding region runs from base 27 to 959 and encodes 310 amino acids. The record is from RefSeq and is a predicted model, not a curated record.
CUUCAACGGCGGGGCUUGCGGGAAAGAUGGAGUGUUCUACGCCGGGUACUACGGAGGCUGCGGACCCUGGAGGGGCCGGACCGUACAAGAGCUCCGAGGAGCAAGAGGGUCGGGAACCGGACGGAGUGCACUUCGACCGCGAGAGGGCGCGCCGCCUGUUGGAAGCGGUGUCCGGUGCUCAGCCGGCGGGGAGGGAGGAAGUGGAGCACAUGAUCCAGAAGAACCAGUGUCUCUUCACCAGCACCCAGUGUAAAGUUUGCUGUGCCAUGCUGAUUUCUGAGUCCCAGAAGCUGUCACAUUACCAGAGCAAAAAACAUGCCAACAAAGUGAAGAGCUACCUAGCAAUCCAUGGAAUGGAGACACUAAAGGGGGACGUGAAGAGGUUAGACUCAGAUCAGAAGAGCAGCAGAAGCAAAGACAAGAACCACUGCUGCCCCGUCUGUAACAUGACCUUUUCCUCCCCUGUUGUGGCACAGUCGCACUACCUGGGGAAGACCCACGCAAAGAACUUAAAGCUGAAGCAGCAGUCCACUAAGGGGGCAGCUCUGUCGAAACACCUUACAAAUCCUUUCCUUGUGGCCUCCACCUUAGCCUUGCACCAGAAUAGAGAGAUGCUAGACCCAGACAAGUUCUGCAGCCUCUGCCAUUCAACCUUCAACAACCCUGUCAUGGCUCAACAACAUUAUAUGGGCAAGAAACACAGGAAGCAGGAGACUAAGCUCAGACUCAUGGCGCACUAUGGGCGACUGGCAGACCCUGCUGUCUCCGACUUAACAGCCGGGAAGGGCUAUCCCUGUAAGACGUGUAAGAUAGUGCUGAACUCCAUAGAACAGUACCAAGCUCACGUCAGUGGCUUCAAACACAAGAACCAGUCACCCAAAACAGUGGUGUCACCUAUGAGCAAGAUGCCAGAGCAAACAGAGCCCACUCCAAAGGACUCAAGUGUGGUGGAAGACUAGAGAUGUCUCUGCCUGGUCAGCCUUGUUGGGACAGCCACAAGCCAGUUCCCGGUGAUUGUGGAGCCCUUGGCUCCCUCUUCCUCCUUUCUGAUAUCAGAAGAAUAUGGAGGCAUGAGGCCAAAUUGGGGUACAGACAGCCUCUGACUGGGCCCGGGUGGAGAGCUCCCCCUGGCCUCCUCUUUAGCAUGACCCUACUGGUCAUGUAGGAGACAGGGCUCCAGAGAAGACCUGAGGUGGUGGUUUAGAGGUUAGCCUUCCCUAGCCCCUCUGGGUGCA